Aspergillus mulundensis is the source of this 891-nucleotide messenger RNA. Its product is annotated as class I SAM-dependent methyltransferase. The transcript is spliced from 5 exons. Gene Ontology annotation, molecular function: methyltransferase activity. Lineage: Eukaryota; Fungi; Ascomycota; Eurotiomycetes; Eurotiales; Aspergillaceae. Bases 1 to 891 code for a protein of 296 amino acids. The record is from RefSeq and is a predicted model, not a curated record.
AUGGACGACGAUACCACGCGUAUCGACGAGGAGAGUAUUUGUUUGUAUGGAAGCCGGCUCCAGACGUCAAUCCUGGCUAACGGCUUCCAGCCUAAUGAUGAGCGGGAACAAGAACGACUCGACCUCCACUCUCAUAUUUGCAAUCUCACGCUUGGGGGAGAACUAUACCGAGCGCCCAUCAAGCCAGACAUACAGCAGAUUCUUGAUCUAGGGACGGGGACUGGAGCGUGGGCUCUCGAUAUGGCAGACCUCUUUCCCAGCGCCACUGUUACUGGAACGGACCUGAGCCCGAUUCAACCCACAUGGGUGGCUCCCAAUUGUCGCUUUGAGAUUGACGACUUCGAGCUCGACUGGAACUUCUCACACCCAUUUGACUAUAUCCAUAUGCGAGGCAUCGAGGGGUCCGUCAGAGAUUUCCCCAGGCUAUUCAAGCAGGCCCACGAUAACCUGAGCCCUGGCGGAUGGUUCGAGAUCUGCGACUUCACAGUAGGUAUCUUCUCCGACGACGAUUCAGCCGAAAAAGCGACAAAUCUGCAGCAAUGGCGAGAUCUCUUGGUCGAAGCAAGCCAGAAAUUCGGGAAGGAGUUCAGCGUGGCCCAGAACUAUCAACAGUGGAUGAUCGACGCGGGUUUCGAUGAUGUGCGAGAGGAGAUAUACAAAGUGCCUUUUUCUCCGUGGGCUAGGGACCCCAAGCUCAAAAGCCUGGGCAGGUUUCACCAGGCCAACAUGCUAGAAGCUCUGGAUGCAUACUCGCUGGCUCUGAUGACCCGGUUCCUGGGGUGGACCGUGGACGAGGUCGAGGUGCUUCUGAAGGCCGUGCGCAAGGAGCUGUUGGAUCGGAAGCUGCAUAUCUACUCCCGGUUGUAUGUAGUUUACGGACGAAGGGAAUAA